Messenger RNA from Gadus morhua (Atlantic cod), 8110 nucleotides. RefSeq lists its product as uncharacterized. Lineage: Eukaryota; Metazoa; Chordata; Actinopteri; Gadiformes; Gadidae. The record is from RefSeq and is a predicted model, not a curated record. The coding region runs from base 1434 to 5480 and encodes 1348 amino acids. Gene Ontology annotation, molecular function: nucleic acid binding; zinc ion binding. The transcript has 2 exons.
AAAGCACAGACCUUUUGUAACAGUGUAACCUCAUUAUCUCCCCACCACUGGGUUCAUUCCCUCAUGGUGGCCUAGCGGUGGUGGAGCCAUCAUUUGAGUCAUCCUAAUCCUCAUUGUAGCUGUUGCUGAAAGAGUACUUUAAAUAGGGUACAUGUCAUAUUAUAUAAAUGCUUUAAAUAUGUGUAAAUAAAUAAAUAUUAAUAAAUAAGUUCAUGAUGAGCAAGGUUAUAAAAUAUGAUUACAAAUGUGUGAUUGUUCAUCUCCUGGAGAGAACGUAUGUGUAUUUUGUUAAUUGUGUUGCAAGGCGGAACAAUUGUUGUAAUGUUACGCCCCCCACGGACUGAUAAGAGGAGAGAACAUGCAAGAAAGUUGGAGCCAUAAGCACGUUGUCUUCAGCUCCUCAAAAGAUUUACAAGUUAAAUGCACUGUAUGAUAAGAAACUUCAAGCAAACCUCUGUUAGAACCUCUUUUCGUUACAAGCAGCCAACGAGUUCUCACGGCGUGGAUGGUGUGUACAGCAAGAAGAAAGGCAUCAAUAAACGCCCGUUUUCCAAAAAGAACUGUUCCUGUGUUGCCGUGUAUUCGAAAGGAGUUACAGUGAGAACUCGACUGCCUUCGCGGGUAGGAGAGACACGGGACCAUAUGGUGGAAGAAGACGAUAGAAGCAAGUUCAACGAACAUUGAUAGCUAAGUUUCCAUUCAUGCUAGCGCAUCUCGAAGACGAAGAUUAGCCUGCCUGUCAAUCAAGUCGAUUUCCAGGACAAAGAAGCCCCGCCAAAGCCAAGUGGUGGGAGAAGAAGUUUCUGGAAUUCACAAGGACUCAGGUUAUCACUUUGCAAACGGUGCCUAGUAUGAAGGUUUCAAACUAGUAUUAUGUUCAUUUGCUGAUAUUGUCGAACUGUAUGUGUUUAACUGCAAAUUAGUCCAACUGCAGACCAAGAAGGCUUUUAGUUUCAAACGGUGCAACAGCAUAAUUCAAAAGAAAGAUUUUGUAAUUUCAGUUCAUUCUGCCAGGUGUAAAAGGCAUUCUUAAGUUAAAGCAAGAUUGGCAUAUUUCUGUUAAUUAAGCCAGCUUAAUAAGGCAUCUUUGAGUUUGGUCAAGAUUUAUACAUUUUCUGUUUACUAAGCAAAGGGCAUUUUAAGUUGAAUUUAUAAGUCUAUGGGAGACUCAAUGUACAUAUAAACCCCAAAUUAAGUAAUAAUCAAAAUAGGCCCAAGUAACUUCCUCUUUAUUAAGAGCUUUCUGCACAAACCUUUAGGAAGCAUUUGCAGAAUUAACAAGUAAACAGUAGGCUGUUCAAGUAAAACAUAGCCUAGGCUAAAUAGGCCUAAUUUAAGUGACUAGGUAUUUUCAACUCAUAUAAAACUACUUCCAAAUUAGUUUAAUUAAUCUUCUCAACACAUUGUCAAUUGACAAGCCUCAUUAUUUCAAUAUGUCUGAUUCAAGCACAAAGGUUACAGAUUCAAACAUAAAUGUUACAGAACCAAACACAGAUAUUAUAGAACAGAUCACAAGCUCACAUAUUACUGAACAACACACAGACUCACUAGCUCAGCCCGAGGUUGAUGCCCAAGCUGUAGAAGGAGAAGACACUGUGCGAAGAAGCAAAAGAACUCGAACCUUGACGGAAAAGGGGAAAGAGCUCCAAGAAGAAAAUUCAAAAGGCGUACAUCGCAGAUACAGACUUGCCUAUGAGAAAUGGAAGUGUAAUGCGAAGCUAGCUAAAGAAUGGUUGAGUGAUGAAAUCUCAGAUGAAGAAUUAAACAAGUUGAUUGACGAUCUACAAUCCACAUGCACAGAUGUUAAGACAACAUAUGAAGAACUCCGUCAAAUACAAGCUCCUGAUGCAGACGUGCGACGCAAAGUGGAUGCAUGUGUAGCUAUGUCCGAAUUCAUGAUUAAAAGAGCACAACAACUCAUUGAUGGUGACGCUGCAUUGAAUGAGGAACAAUGGCCAGACGUCGGCUCCAUUCUCAAUUCAUCAAGUCCAUCAUUAAAGUCUCUAUACCUCCGUUCAGAACACAACACUCAUUCGAGCAAUCAUUCAGUCAAGAGAGAUGAGGCUGUAGCAGAAGCAGCUGCUGCCAAAGAAGUUUUGUCAGUGCUAGAGGAGCAGGACAAGGAAGUCACUGAACUUCAAAGACUGGAGGCUGAAUCGCUAGCCAGACAACAGGCAAUACAAAAUCAGCUCCGAAAGCUUGAGCGCUUAGAAGAAGUAAAAAAGCUGAAUGCAGCCAAGGCCCGAGUCAAGGUGUACGAUGAACUCAGUGACAAGUCCGAAGUAGUUAGUCUACCACAUGAUGUCAAAUUGCCAUAUAAGUUACAAACCCACAAAGCAUCAAGUCCUGCAUUCAUUCCUCAACAAGCUCAAGUACAAAGUCAUUAUCAUCCCGACGUUCAAUUAGUCGCACAAGUCUCACCAAAAGGGCAGGCACAAGGUCCUGAUCUAGCAACUGCUCUCGCUGAAGCCAUGAGUGCUAAUCGUCUCCCAACACCUGAACCUACAGUAUACACGGGAGAUCCCAUAAAGUACAACGACUGGAAAUUAUCAUUUCAAAUACUAAUUGACCGAAAAGGCAUUCCAAAAAAUGAGAAACUCUACUACUUGAGAAAGUAUCUAAGCGGUGCUGCGAAGAAAGCUGUCGAGGGACUCUUCCUGAUCGGCACAGAGGCAGCGUACGACACUGCAUGGAAGCUGCUAGAGAAGCGCUUUGGAGACCCUUUCGUAAUCGGGAAGUCCUUCAGAGACAAGCUGCAUGCGUGGCCAAAGGUAAACUAUAAAGACGGAUGCGAACUCAGAGAACUUGCAGAUUUCCUCCAGAGCUGUGAGGCCGCAAUACCUCAUAUUAAGACGCUAGAGAUUCUCAAUGACUGCACUGAAAGUCAGAAGAUCUUGUCAAAGCUCCCAGACUGGCUUGUGUCGAGAUGGAAUCGUAAAGCAAUGGAAGCAAGACAAGCAAAAGCUGAAUAUCCUCCUUUCAAAGAGUUGGUGAACUUCUUAUCAAAGGAAGCGGAUCUGGCGUGUGACCCAAUAUCCUCUGUCCAAGCACUCAAGAAUACACAGAAUGAGAAACCAAGGCAGACAAGGACUGAAACCAUAAAGGCAAAAACAUUGUCGACAAAUACAACACAGAACACUGUCUCUUGUGUCUUCUGCAAGAAGUCUGGACACCGGCUGGAGAAGUGUUUUAAGUUUGUCGAAAAGACAGUCCCAGAUCGCAUCAAAUUUGUACAAGAAGAAAAACUUUGCUUCGGCUGUCUAAAGACCGGUCACCACUCCAGAAAUUGUGAGGAUAAGAGCAAGUGUGAUACAUGUCGACGAAGACAUCCAACAUGCUUGCAUGACGACAACUUCCAAAAGAGUUCUCAAGCAAAGAAAGUGGAGAGCGACUCAAAUAAAGCCAGAGGAACAGAGCAAACCCCUGCAACUGCCACUGCAACCACCAAUAGAGUUGCCCAAGGCAAUCAAGGCUCACACACAUCCUCAAUAGUACCAGUCUGGGUGUCCUCCACAAAACAGCCUGACCAUGAGAUCUUAACAUAUGCAUUGCUGGAUACGCAGAGUGACACGACAUUCAUCCUUGACCAAGUUGCUCAAGAGCUCAACACGAAGAAAGAGAAUGUCUGUCUGCGGCUUUCCACAAUGUCUUCAGUUUCUACAGUCAUACCCUGUCAAAAACUGUACAACCUUCACGUGAGAGGCUACAACAUUGACAAAAUGAUUUCACUACCACCUCUCUUUUCACGCGAGUUCAUUCCUGCUGAGAGGUCGCACAUUCCCACCUCAGAGACAGCUAAAAAAUGGCCUCAUCUUGAACCAUUGGUCGACAAGAUUCCUCCACCAUUGGACUGCCAAGUCGGCCUACUUAUAGGCUACAACUGCCAUCAAGCUCUUCUUCCCAGAGAAAUCCUAUGCGGAGAAGAAGGCCAUCCAUAUGGUCAACGGACCGACCUUGGAUGGAGCAUUGUAGGCUGUUCCAAGCCAGCUACUGAGUAUGAAGAUGCAAUAGGUCUGAGCCAUAGGGUCAUUGUACGACAAGUGACUCCUGCUGCACAACCUCUAAGUCGGCUCAAAGAAGAAGUACACUUCGUCUGCAGAAAUCAGGUCAAAGAGCUGAAUCCGUCUGAAAUCAUCAAGGCACUUGAAAUGGAUUUCACAGACCAGUCAACAGACGACAAUCCAGUCUCUCAAGACGAUCUUCUCUUCAUGUCAAGAGUGAAAGAGGGGAUAAGACAAAAAGAAGAUGGGCACUAUGAACUACCACUUCCGUUCAAGAAAGAGAAACCCAGUCUGCCAAGUAACGAAAGAUGUGCAGUUAACAGAUUAGCAGCACUGGAGAGACGACUAAGAAAGAACGAACAAUACUACAAUGACUAUGUUCUAUUCAUGAAUGACAUCAUUGCUCGUGGAGACGCUGUCAAAGUCCCAGAGUCUGAACUCCACAAGCAACCAGCAUGGUAUAUUCCGCACCACGGAGUCUACCACCCUCACAAACCAGGGAAGAUACGCGUAGUCUUCGACUGUUCUGCACGUUUCCAAGAUACAUCGCUCAAUGAUCACCUCUUAACUGGACCAGACCUGACGAACACUUUGGUCGGUGUGCUGAUCCGAUUCAGGAAGGGCCCAAUCGCCAUAAUGUGUGACAUUGAGAAGAUGUUUCAUCAAUUCCACGUGGCAAGAGAACACCAGGACUACUUGAGGUUCCUCUGGUGGGACAAAGGCGAUAUGAACUCUAAACCCUCGGUGUACAGGAUGCGCGUGCACUUGUUUGGGGCAGCUUCAUCACCCGGCUGCUCCAACUUUGCCCUCAAGCACCUUGCCGCACAAGGCCGCGGCCACUACAAUGAAGAGGCGAUAAGGUUCAUCCAGAGAAGUUUUUACGUUGAUGAUGGCCUAACAAGUGUUUCCACAACCACAGAGGCAAUCAGCCUGAUCAAAGAAUCAAGAGCCCUAUGCAGAACGGGAAACUUGAGACUACACAAGUUUGUGUCAAACAGUAAGGAUGUGAUCAACUCAGUGCCACCAACAGAAUGUACUCAAGUCAAGGAUCAAGACAUAGCACUAGGAGAACACAUCGAACGAGCCCUCGGUGUCCAGUGGUGUGUUGAAGCAGACGAGUUCCAAUUCAGAAUCAUCGUGAAGGACAAACCACUCACUAGAAGAGGAGUGCUCUCAACUAUCGCCUCUGUCUUCGACCCACUUGGCUUUGUGGCGCCAUUCAUACUGCUCGGUAAGCAGAUUCUUCAAACACUGUGCAGCGAGAAGGUAACCUGGGACGAAGCGCUUCCAGAACACGUUCGCCCACGGUGGGAGUCAUGGCUGAGAGACUUACCUGAGCUGGCAUCUUUGAAAAUCCCAAGAAGUUACUCACCUGAAGAAUUCGGGAAGACUUCAAAGUAUGAACUACACAACUUUUCAGACGCAAGUUGCAUAGGCUACGGUGCCUGCUCGUACCUUCGAGUCACAAGUGAAACCUGACAGGUCAGCUGUUCACUCAUCAUGGGAAAGUCGAGGGUCGCCCCCACGAAACUGACCACAAUCCCAAGACUUGAACUAUCAUCUGCAGUCACCUCUGUGCGCAGUGGUGACUCCAUCAGAGGAGAGCUGGAAAUAGAAGCUCUGCCAGAGUACUACUGGACUGAUUCAAAGGUAGUACUAGGCUAUGUGAAUAAUGAUGCCAAGAGAUUCCAUACAUUCGUUGCGAACCGCAUACAGCGAAUCAAAUCAAGUACCGACUCUGCACAAUGGCACCAUGUCAGCUCCGAAGACAACCCAGCAGACCUGGCGUCUAGAGGAGCCAGUGCAGCCCAAUUGAAGGACUCUUGUUGGUUGAAGGGACCAGACUUCCUUUGGCAACCCAAUCUGUCAAUUAAAGAACCAAUAGUAGAAAUGGAUGAUGCUGACCCAGAACUGCGGAAAGCCUAUGUUCAUACUGUCAAAGUCGAAAUCAAAAACCCAUUGCUCAGCCAUCUAAGUAAGUUCUCAGACUGGUCAAGAGCUGUGAAGGCUGUCGCUAGACUAAAGAAAUACAUCAGGAAACGUAGUGGAGGUCAAGUAGGGACCGGCGAAACUACAAACCUGGAAGAGAGACGCGAAGCAGAGCUGUUCAUCAUCAAGCUUACACAAGAGGAAGCCUUUGCUGAUGAACUAAAGAAAAUCAAAUGCAACGGAGCUGAAAAACUCUGCAAGCGCAACAAGCUCUACCGACUGAACGCCUACCUUGAUGUGAAUGAUAUCCUCAGGGUGGGAGGACGGUUGUCUCAGUCAGCUCUGCACCACGAUGUGAAGCAUCCAGCAAUACUGCCACGGAAAGCACACGUGUCAGACCUGAUUGUCAAGUAUCACCAUGAACGUGUACACCACCAAGGAAGAGGGAUGACAAUGAACGAGAUACGCGCAAAUGGCAUAUGGAUUCUUGGAUGCGGAAGUGUCGUCUCCUCUCACAUCUACAAGUGCGUCCCAUGCAGAAAGUAUAGGAGAACCACAGAAGUUCAACAAAUGGCAGAUCUCCCAGAAGAGAGAACUCUGACAAGUCCUCCAUUUACCUACUGCGGACUCGACUGCUUUGGUCCAUUCCUUGUGAAAGAAGGAAGAAAAGAACUUAAACGAUAUGGGUUGAUCUUUACCUGCUUAUGCUCUAGAGCAGUGCAUAUAGAGACCCUAGACGACAUGACCACUGAUGCGUUCAUUAACGCCCUCAGAACACUCAUAGCCAUCAGAGGCCCUGUGCGACAACUGAGGUGUGAUCAGGGGACAAAUUUUAUGGGUGCUAGAAGAGAGUUUGCAGAGCUACUCAAGGGCAUGGAUCAAGAGCGCCAAAGGGAAAUCGGUUGUGAAUUCAUUGUGAACAUCCCAUCAGCAAGUCAUAUGGGUGGAGUCUGGGAGCGCCAAAUUCGAACAAUUAGAAGCAUCCUGACGACCAUGUUCGACAAGUGGGCAAACAGACUUGACACCACAAGCUUGAAGACGCUCAUGUACGAAACGAUGGCCAUUAUCAACAGCCGACCUUUGAGUGUUGAACAUCUCCACGACCCAACAGCUCCAGAGCCUCUUACGCCAAACCAUAUUCUCACCAUGAAAUCUGCAGUCAUACUGCCACCUCCUGGACAGUUCUGUAAAGAGGAUCUGUAUCUGCACAAGAGAUGGAGAAAGGUGCAGUUCUUGGCGAAUGAAUUCUGGCAAAGAUGGAAGCGAGAAUAUCUGCUGAACCAACAACAACGUCAGAAAUGGCACGGACCAUCAAGGAACUCACAAGUGAACGACAUUGUGAUCCUCAAGGACGAGUGCGCCCCAAGAAAUGAAUGGAAGCUCGCAAGAGUAAUCGAAGCUCAGCCUGGAAGAGAUGGCAAAGUGCGCAAGCUGAAGCUGGUGCUCAGUGAGACUUCUGUCGACAAGGGCAAACCUCACACAAGACUGAUUCAUUUAGAAAGACCUAUUCACAAAAUAGUAACGCUAGUAGAAGCCGUUUAGGACGCACACACACACACAGGCUACACACACAGUCAUGCACACACGCACACAGAUACUUAAAACUGGUGAAGAUAAAAGGGAGAAAUCCCACAUCUCAGGUGUAGAGUGUAGCUGUUGCUGAAAGAGUACUUUAAAUAGGGUACAUGUCAUAUUAUAUAAAUGCUUUAAAUAUGUGUAAAUAAAUAAAUAUUAAUAAAUAAGUUCAUGAUGAGCAAGGUUAUAAAAUAUGAUUACAAAUGUGUGAUUGUUCAUCUCCUGGAGAGAACGUAUGUGUAUUUUGUUAAUUGUGUUGCAAGGCGGAACAAUUGUUGUAAUGUUACGCCCCCCACGGACUGAUAAGAGGAGAGAACAUGCAAGAAAGUUGGAGCCAUAAGCACGUUGUCUUCAGCUCCUCAAAAGAUUUACAAGUUAAAUGCACUGUAUGAUAAGAAACUUCAAGCAAACCUCUGUUAGAACCUCUUUUCGUUACAAGCAGCCAACGAGGUAUUGUAUUUUUGUAAUUUCAUUUCUUUAUUAGUGUUUAUUGAUGCAAACCGUUAUCUGACGUACUGUAUUGUACUGUGUUUAAGUUCUCACGGCGUGGAUGGUGUGUACAGCAAGAAGAAAGGCAUCAAUAAACGCCCGUUUUCCAAAAAGAA